Messenger RNA from Drepanopeziza brunnea f. sp. 'multigermtubi' MB_m1, 1086 nucleotides. RefSeq lists its product as uncharacterized. Gene Ontology annotation, biological process: spliceosomal snRNP assembly. Gene Ontology annotation, cellular component: SMN complex. Gene Ontology annotation, molecular function: protein binding; RNA binding. NCBI's taxonomy places the organism in Eukaryota, Fungi, Ascomycota, Leotiomycetes, Helotiales, Drepanopezizaceae. The record is from RefSeq and is a predicted model, not a curated record.
AUGGUUCCUCCAAGCCUCGAGCUCACCAAGGCUGUCGUUCCUCUCACUUGCCAUGGCCACUCGCGCCCCGUUACCCAUCUCAGCUUUUCUGGAUUCGUUGGAGACGAGGAAUAUUAUAUGAUCUCUGCUUGCAAGGAUAAUAACCCUAUGCUUCGAGAUGGUUUGACUGGAGAUUGGAUUGGGACUUUCUUUGGACACAAAGGCGCUGUUUACCAAGCCCGUCUGUCCCCUGAUGCCAACAAUGCAGCUACCGCUUCUGCGGACUUCACUGCUAAGAUAUGGGACACCUACACCGGCGAAACGCUCUGCACGAUUCAACACCACCAUAUCGUCCGCGCUAUCGCAUUUCCUCCUGAAAAUAGCAACUUGCUCGCCACGGGGGGUAUGGAAAAGAAGCUCCGAAUUUUUGACCUCUCGACAUUCGAUGCUAUUUCGGCCCCCUCUCUCCCAGCGACCAACGGCACUUUGAUCGCCGAAAAGAAUGAAUCGACACCCGGACGCCAACUCAUAAACGCAGAUGCAGGCUUCGAGGUCGGUGUUGGUGUUCACCAGGGCACAAUCAAGUCUAUUGUCUGGACUCGGGACCCAAAUGUCCUCGUCACUGCUGCCGACGAUAAGGUUAUCCGAUGGUGGGACUUGCAGACUCGAACUGUUGUUCAGGAGUUAGUCGUUCAAGGUGAUGUUGGAACAUGCGAAUUUACAAACAGUAAGCCAGAACAAGAUGACAUUGGUGGUGGUCUUCCUGUUCUGUGCAUCGCCGCUGGUAAGACUAUUUACUUCUACGGAGGAAGUGAUGCUAGGACUCUGAUCAGGAGUAUCAACCUUCCGUACGAAGUCGCUAGCGUUGCGUUGCAUCCAGCUCAGCGAAAGUACAUUACUGGAGGCGCGAAAGACACGUGGGCAAAGGUUUACACUUGGGAUGACCAGGAAAUUGAUCUACACAAAGGUCACCACGGCCCCAUAUGGAGCAUCAGUUUUUCACCCGAUGGCAACCUUUAUUCUACCGGUAGCGAAGACGGCACCAUUAAGCUAUGGAAGAACUGCACCGGCCCAUAUGGCCUCUGGCGUGCUAAUGGUGUCGACUAA